Molecule: messenger RNA, 3147 nt
Organism: Pipistrellus nathusii (Nathusius's pipistrelle)
Lineage: Eukaryota; Metazoa; Chordata; Mammalia; Chiroptera; Vespertilionidae
Source: the annotation of a GenBank genome assembly
AUGGACAGUGGGGUGCAUAUAGAAGCUACAGUAACCAGAUCAGUUGUCUCUCCAACCCACAUCAAUGCUACAGCUUCUGAAACAGCCACAGUCCUGAAGCAGAGGAUGAGGAUCGUUGAGGAACAGACCAGUUCUUUGAGGGAUGACCUAAUAAUGUUGGACUUUGGUGCAAAAAGAAACCAGCUUGAAACCCCAAAGUGUUCAGAAGCACCUGAGAACCAGAACAUCACUAGUGCUAUCCAGAGUGAAGUAACUUGUUCAGGAAAAACGGAUAUUUUAUGGAAGAACUGUGAGUUUCUGGUAAAUCGAAUGUGCCACCUGGAAGGCCUCAUCCAGUCCUUGAGGAUGAACAUCUUUUGUCUGCAAACGGAGAGAGAUAUGAAUCCAGAGAAAGCAGCUUUUCUGAAGGACCGACUAAACACAAUACAGGAAGAACAUUCCCAGGACCUGAAGCUGUUGCAUCUCGAAGUGCUGAAUUUGCGCCAGCAACUGAGAGACGUGAAAGAGGAAGAAGACAAGGCCCAGGACGAAGUGCAGCGGCUGACUGCCACUCUGGAGAUGGCCUCAGAGACAAAGAAGAAUGCAGCCAUUAUGGAAGAGGAGCUGAAGACCACAAAGCGUAAAAUGAACCUUAAAGUUCAGGAGCUGCGGAGACAGCUGUCUCAGGAAAAGUGUCUGAGGAAUUCUCUUGAGAACUCUGGAUCGGCCAUGCUGCUCAAAAUACAAGCGAUGGGGACAGCAGUGGAGGCGGAACGCAAGCAGGUACAAAUUUUGAAGCAAAACUGCCUGUCCCUGCGCAGUUCUAUACAGAACACCCAAGAAUUACUGACAGAGGAGCAACAAAAGAAAGGAGAGCUGGAGGCUGCUGUCUUACAGCUCAAGUCUGACCUAAUUUCUAGAGAUGACCUCAUUUCCAAGCUGGUUGAAGAAAAUAAGAUCGUGCAGAUGUCUCUCAACAAGGAACAUGAGAAAAAUGCGUAUUUGCGGUCUGAAAUAAUAUCCCUUCAUGAAGCAUCAGAGAAAGUACAGGUAGAGCAGAAAAGGGUGACACAGACUUUUCAAGAACAACACUUACUGCUGGAUGCAGCCCAUGCCAGUAUCACAAGUGAGCUGCAGAAUCUUAAGAAUGAGAAAACUCAACUCCAGGCACAUCUAGACCAUUUGAUGCUUGAGCAUAACCAGUGUACCCAGAAGGCCCAGGAUGCUGAGAAGAGGACAGCGGUGCAGAAAGAGCUGCUGGAGUCAACUAUCGUGAGGCUGCGCGGGGAGCUGAAAGCGUCGCUGCAGGAGAAGACCGCUCUGCUGGGGGAGAAGGAGAGCCUGCAGAGAGAGGUGAAUAAAGCCGAGCAAGACCUAGCACAAGAAAAAUGCAAUUUGGAAAAGGAAUUAGCUAAAUACAAGGUAGAUGUAAACACAUUAACCCUCAGCCUGCAGGCUCUGGAGGCAAAGAAUAAGGACCUGGCUGAUCAGUUGGCUUACCUGAAGCUUCAGCAAGAGGAGGCUGACUACCAUGGGAUUGCCCGACAGAAGGUGGAAAAUGCCUUGGGAAAAAUUACUCAGAGUAAAAAUAAGCUGGCCUAUGAAAAGGGAAAACUCCAGAUAAAAGUGAAACAGCUGGAAGAGCAGCUCCAUUCUUUCACUGAAACGAGCUCACAGAAUGACCAACUGCGCAAGUUGAACAAGGCUCUGGAGGACAAAUAUACUCAGGUAAAGUCCAUCCUGGAAAAGAACGAAGAGGAGCUCUCGCAGGUGGUGAAGUGUCGCGAUGCGGCGCUGAAGGAGAGCCAGAAGCUGAAAGGGAACCUGGAGGCCCUGGAGGACAGGGAGAGCAAGAAGAUGGGGACCUUUCAGCGGCAGCUGGCAGAAGCGAAAGAAGACAACUGCAAAGUGACAGUCAUGCUGGAGAACGUGCUGGCUUCUCACAGCAAGAUGCAAGGCGCUCUGGAGAAGGUGCAGAUGGAGCUUGGGCGGAGGGACUCGGAGAUCGCAGGCCUCAAGAAAGAAAGGGCUCUCAACCAGCAGAGGGUGCAGAAGCUGGAGGCGGAAGUGGACCAGUGGCAGGCCCGCAUGCUGGUGGUGGACGCCCAGCACAACAGUGAGAUGGAGCCCCUGCAGAAGGCUCUGGAUGUCUCGAGAGAAGACAACAGGAAACUGGCGAUGAGCCUGGAGCAAGCGCUCCAGACAAACGGCCACCUGCAAGCAAAGCUUGACCACAUCCAAGAGAGACUGGACUGCAAAGAACUUGAGCGGCAGGACUUGGAAUCCUGCAAAGCACGCAUGACCGAGGAAUCUAAGAUGGAAGCAGAGCUGCAUGCUGAGCACAUGGAAUCUCUGAGAAAGCAGUUUCAGACGGAGAGAGAGACCGCCAAGAAGGCGAGCCAGCGGGAGGUGGCCGAGCUGAGGAGAGCCCUGGAGGACGCCAACUGCAGGUCCGUGGAGGUGUCGCGCACCAACCGGGAUCUGCGGCAGAAGCUCACCGACAUGGAGAAGCUGCUGGCCAGCAGCAAGGAGAAGAUCAAGAACCAGAAGGCCCAAAUCAAGCUCCACUUGUCGGCCAAGGCGAAUGCUGCUCAGAACGUGGAGAGGAUGAAGCAAAUAGAAAUGGAAUUGAGGCAAAUGGAGCUAAUUAAGGAUCAGUACCAGAAGAAGAACUAUGAGCAGUCGUUGAGCAUCCAGAGAUUUGUGUCUGAAAUGACGAACCUGCAGAAGGAGAUGCAGCUGCUGGCCAAGAGCCAGUACGACACCUCGGCGCGGAACAAGCAGCAGGAGCUGCGCCUGGAGGCGGAGCGGAAACUGAGGCAGGAGCUGGAGCGCCGAUGCCAGGAGUUGGAGGAAACAGUCAGACACCUGAAGAAAUGUAAGGAGGUGACGGAGAGUAAACUGAAAGAAGCCAGUGUGGAAUCGGAACAGAUAACAGCCAACCUGGAAGAGGCUCACCGCUGGUUUAAGUGCAGGUUCGACGGCCUGCAGCUGGAGCUGACAAAAAACCGGCUGCAGAGGCUCCCCCAGGAGAGCAGGUGCUGGGAAGAGGACCAAGACCAGAGGCACGACGCCAUCGCCACCCAGUCUGUCCUGCACCGGUGGGAGAACAAACAGAACCUUCGGCUUAUGCCCAAGAAGUACCAUCCUGAGCUGGAGAGGAAGUGA